Molecule: messenger RNA, 603 nt
Organism: Thalassophryne amazonica
Lineage: Eukaryota; Metazoa; Chordata; Actinopteri; Batrachoidiformes; Batrachoididae
Product: alpha-2-macroglobulin-like
Exons: 5
Coding region: 70-603 (177 amino acids)
Biological process (GO): complement activation
Source: RefSeq, a predicted model, not a curated record
GGUGUGCUAUAAAAUCUCAGAUGAAUAUAAGCUUGUGCCAGAGCAGGCAGACGAAGGCAAAGCUGCACAAUGAUGUCCCACAUUUGUUUGAUCCUGCUGCUGAUGUUGACACUGGACUCCGUGUCGUCCAACAACAGAUUUUUCAUCUCAGCCCCGAGAGUGUUCCAUGUGGGCGUCAAAGAAAAAGUGUUGGUCCAGGUGGAAGGGAUUCAUCUCAAUAAUGUCAUAACAUUUUACCUGGAACAUGAAAGUACUACAACACUGAUGUCUGUGAAAACAACUGCUACGUGUGCUGAGAUGGGCAGCAUCAAAACAGUUGAGCUCAUGGUAGACAAGGAAAAGAUGUCACAAUUGGCUUCCCCCAAAAAUGCACCACUAUAUCUUGUGCUAGUGGCAGAAAGCCCUUCCUUCCCUAAGAGGUAUUCAACAAGGGUCCUGGUGUCAAAGCACAGGGGUUACAUCUUCAUUCAGACCGAUCAGCCGAUCUACACCCUGUCACAGACAGUGAGGUACAGGAUCUUCACACUGGACCAUGCACUGAGGCCUACAAAUGAAAUGUGCAGCAUUUCAAUUUUUAAUGCAGCUGGAAACAGAGUAAUGUAA